AGCGUUGGUGAAGAUGUGGGGUGGGAGUUGGGGGAGGGAGAUCCCCAAAGAGGCUAGUUCCUCACUCAGUGAGCUCACCCUUGAGUGUAUGCCAAGGCCCUCUUCCCUUCCCUGAUCCCUAAUCUCCUAGCACUAGGUCUUCCUAACAACCCCAGGACGCACCUCUGCUUAUCCAUGCCCGAAGCUCCUCUAGGUCCAUCCUACUCCCUCCCAGGGGUCUGGAUACUGAAGAGGGAUUGAGUAGGGUCAGUGAGCCAUGUGUGUCCCCUGGGACUUCAGCCAGGCCCAGCUUCUGGACAGUAUCCUAGGGCUGGGGGCACUAGGAGUGACAAUUCAAACCAUCUUCUCAACGGCUGGCCUGGCCCUGCUGCUGCUGUUGCUGACCAGUUUCCUCGUUUUUGACCUGUUCCAUGGGUCCACAGGUUGCAACCUGCCGCGACACAGACUUCUCCCAGUGGGUCAGAGCCAGGGGGCUGGUGAGGGUCCAGGACAGCAAGCAGCUCCCCUCUCCCCAGCAGGGACAGUCUCAAGACUGCUCAGCCUCCAGGAUGCACUGCUCCUGCUGUUCCUGGGCCUGGGCCUGAUCUUGGGAGGCUCUGGUAUACCCUUAGCCAUGCUGGGCCUAGCUUUCUGUAUCCAUCCUUGGGCCUGAGAGCCCUCCUAAAGCUGAAUGCCUUCUAAAAAUACAUCAUCCAAUCUGCUCUC
Molecule: messenger RNA, 705 nt
Organism: Grammomys surdaster
Lineage: Eukaryota; Metazoa; Chordata; Mammalia; Rodentia; Muridae
Gene: CUNH20orf141
Product: chromosome unknown C20orf141 homolog
Exons: 2
Coding region: 257-652 (131 amino acids)
Source: RefSeq, a predicted model, not a curated record